Messenger RNA from Closterium sp. Naga37s-1, 813 nucleotides. NCBI's taxonomy places the organism in Eukaryota, Viridiplantae, Streptophyta, Zygnematophyceae, Desmidiales, Closteriaceae. The record is from the annotation of a GenBank genome assembly.
AUGGCAGCCGCAUCUUGCGCCAUCGCGCACUCCGCCUCGCGCCUCAUUUCCCCCUCUCCCGCCACCACCCUGCGCUCCUCCUUCCUCUCCUCCCCCGCGACCGCUCUCCCCAUCCAGAUACCCCGCUCUCCCCCCUGCACUUCCGCUCCGCUUGCGCCGAUCCCCGCCGUGCGCGCAUACGCAGAGCCGCCUAAACAGGGCGCGAUCGGGAACUUUUUCGCGAGAUUAACGGGCGCGCUGCCGGUGGUGGGGCUCGUGUCGCGCAUCGCGAGCGACGAGGGCGGCGUCGGCACGGACCGCAUUCACUACGCGGAGUUCUGCCGGCGCGUUGAGAAGCGCUUGCCGCAGGGCGCGUGGAUGGCGGUUCGCGAGUUCGAGGCCCGCUUCGGCAAGAUGGCGCGGCCAGGGCUGGUGUUCAUGUGGUGCUGGAUCGCAGCGGUGGGGCCGGGGUACGUGCGGCGGGAGGCCAUUCUGUUGGGCGCACGGCGCCUGCGCGCGUCCCAGGAUGCGGACUACGAGCUGGGGGUGUUUGACCAGCAGCUUGACGACCCCUCCAAGGUGAAGACAGCGCCGGUGGCAGCAGCAGCAGUGCCAGUCGAGGCCAGGGCAGAGGUGGCUCUAGACGCCAUACUCGACUGCUGCGUGGGGCCGCCAUCUCAGCGCCAGAUGGACGACGAUGAUUGGCAGCUGCUGCUCACAAUCCUCGCUGGCGUGUUCCCGUCUGCUGAUCCGACUGCGCUGGAGAAUGCUGUGAAUGCACGCAGGGAGGCCAGCUUGCCUGGUGAGGGGGCAGUGGAGGAGUCGUCUGCCUGA